ACCCACAAUGCACCCACACGAGUUUAACUAAAUCCUUCUUUUAGAUUUUCUACUUGAACUUACCAAAGCAUCGACACAGGACGUUCAUCUCUACUUUUCCGGACUCAUACGCCAUUUAUUAAAUGUUUGCGUCCGAAUAAACUCGUCACGGUGCUCGUUGACGCAUCUCGAGCUAGCUUAUCUUAGCUCGCUAGCCGCUAACGAGUGGGGGGGGGGGGGGUCACGUGCUAGUUAGCAUUAGCAGAGCUCAAGUGCAAAGUGUUGGCAUCGCCGCGCGAAAAUGUGCGCGAGAACGACCGCAAGGGACGCGGAGAAACUUUGCGGAAUAGAAAGAGGAGAAGAAGCGACGACGCCAACUGCUGGACGCGGUUUGCAAGCAGCCUCGACUUGUGCUACGCAGAGCAGACGUGAGUGAGUAUCUUCGUCCUGGGCAGCGCGAGGCCGAGUUAACCCACGUCAAAGAGGAGGAGGGGCCAGAGCCUCUUCACAUGAAACAAGAGGCGCUGGAGACCACUCAUAUUAAAGAGGAAGAGGAAUCCGAGCCCCCUUACAUUAAAGAAGAAGAGCAGGAGGGCGAAAUCACCAAAUUUCCGUUGACCGGUGUCAAUGUGAAGCGUGAAGAAGAUAAUGGGGAGCACUGUGGAGGAUCACAAGCGCACGACCUAUCAGCUUGUGAUGACACAACAUCACACUCUUCUGACUAUGAUGAUGAUGAAGAACAACACCCUCAUGGUGAUAAGAAAUGUCACACUCGCAAGAAAUGUCUUAAAUGUUCUCACUGUGACAGAACGUUUUGCAACAAGUCAUCGUUGACAACGCACGCGAGAUCACACACUGGAGAAAAACCUUUUGCCUGUUCAGUUUGUGAUCGAAGAUUCUCUUUAAAUACAAAUUUAACAAGACACGCAAAAAUACACACUGGAGAUAAACCAUUUGCUUGCUCACUUUGUGGCAGAAGAUUCGCUCAGAAGACCACUUUAACAAGACACACGAGAAGACACAAUGGAGAGAAACCUUUUACCUGCUCAGUUUGCGGUAAAGGAUGCGCUCACAAAGAAGAUUUAAUAAUUCACACAAGAACACACACGGGAGAAAAACCUUUUUCCUGCUCAGUUUGUGGGAAAAGGUUUUCUUGCAAGUACAAUUUAAGCAUUCACACAAGAACGCACACGGGAGAAAAAACGUUUUCCUGCUUGGUUUGUGGGAAAAAGUUUUCUUGCAAGUACAAUUUAAGAAUUCACACGAGAAAGCACACGGGAGAAAAACCGUAUGCCUGCUCCGUUUGUGGUAAAAGAUUCACAACAAAGUCGCAUUUAACAAGACACGCAAAAACACACACUGGAGAUAAACCAUUUGCUUGCUCCAUAUGUGGCAGAAGAUUCACUCAGAAGGUAGAUUUAACAAGACACACGAGAACACACACCGGCGAGAAACCUUUUCCCUGCUCGGUUUGUGGUAAAAGAUUCUCUCAGAAUAAUUUAAUGCACUUCAGAACACACACAGGAGAAAAACCUUAUGCCUGCUCAGUUUGUGGUAAAAGCUUUGCUUCAAGGCGACAAUUAACAAGACACACGAGAUCGCACACUGGAGAAAAACCUUUUCCGUGCUCGGUUUGCGGUAGACGAUUCAGUAAUAAGGAUGAUUUAAAAGGACACACAAGAAGACACUCUAGUGAGAAACCAUUUGCUUGCCCGGUAUGCGGGAAAACGUUUUACAGAAAGUCCGAUUUAAAAACGCACACAAGAACACACACAGGAGAAAAGCCUUUUGCCUGCUCAGUUUGUGGGAAAAGAUUCACUGUCAAGGCACAUUUAAAAAGACACACAAGAACACACACCGGCGAAAAGCCCUUUGCCUGCUCAGUUUGUGGGAAAAGAUUCACUUUAAAGGCACAUUUAACAAAACACAGCAACACACACGGGGCAGAAAACAUUCAGUUGCGGUGUGUGAGAUAAAACGUUCCCUCGUGUGGGUCGGCAUAUGAGACACAAGUGUGCUGGUGAGGAGCGCAGCGGAUCAGGGAAGGGAAUCGCUAACUCAUUUCAUACUCCCCCAUCACUGUAUCGCAAUUUUUAGAUACAAAUUUCGAUUUUUUUAAAUUUUUUAAUUUUUUUCGACGUUUGACUAAACUUGAAGCAAUUCCAAAAGCUGAAGCGUUGGGAAACGGAAAAGUUGUCGCGACGACGCCCGAUGGCGCCAUAAAACUGACUGCAAGUCUCCUCUCAGCGGCGCAGCGUGGUUGACGGAUGACUGUUGACCGAUGGAACAUGUUCACCGCCCCAGUGGUGGUUAGGGACACUGCCUGCGGACAUGAACAUGACAUCGAAACCCCGCGUUUGUAACAAACCUUCAGGAAUGUUCUAAAUGAUGCCUCUGCGAUUGCGUUUUUACAGGUUGGCUCCUGAAUUUGUUCCUUCCGAACGUGCCGCUUGUGUGUGAUGAUCAACCUGUAAAAACUGAUAGUGCCAAGAACACUCGCUUAGCGCCUGCGCGAGAGUGAUAACAAUCGUUUGUUGUUAUAUUCCUUUCCAAAGCGUGGCAGAGUACAAAGUUGGAAGUAUUUUGGAUUGAUGCAUGAUUUUUAAACCCAUUCCUGUGACCCAAAUUGUAUAAUUGAAGAAUUGAAAUGAUUUUCUUUUUUUGUGGUAGAGUCCCUCUGUAUGUUAACCCAUAGUUUUCGAUGUAAUU
Messenger RNA from Phycodurus eques (leafy seadragon), 2688 nucleotides. RefSeq names its product gastrula zinc finger protein XlCGF57.1-like. Gene Ontology annotation, biological process: regulation of transcription by RNA polymerase II. Gene Ontology annotation, molecular function: DNA-binding transcription factor activity, RNA polymerase II-specific; RNA polymerase II cis-regulatory region sequence-specific DNA binding. The transcript has 2 exons. Gene Ontology annotation, cellular component: nucleus. The record is from RefSeq and is a predicted model, not a curated record. NCBI's taxonomy places the organism in Eukaryota, Metazoa, Chordata, Actinopteri, Syngnathiformes, Syngnathidae. Bases 489 to 1955 code for a protein of 488 amino acids.